Hyla sarda is the source of this 3689-nucleotide messenger RNA. RefSeq names its product TNFRSF1A associated via death domain (gene TRADD). NCBI's taxonomy places the organism in Eukaryota, Metazoa, Chordata, Amphibia, Anura, Hylidae. Gene Ontology annotation, biological process: extrinsic apoptotic signaling pathway; positive regulation of canonical NF-kappaB signal transduction. Gene Ontology annotation, molecular function: transmembrane receptor protein tyrosine kinase adaptor activity. Bases 201 to 1145 code for a protein of 314 amino acids. The transcript is spliced from 5 exons. The record is from RefSeq and is a predicted model, not a curated record. Gene Ontology annotation, cellular component: tumor necrosis factor receptor superfamily complex.
UAAUAUGCAAGACAAUACCAUAUAAUGACUUAGGGGGACCCUGCAGGAGAGCUCUGUGGACUUGAGCGACUCUACCUGAGGGGACUUUAGGACUGUACAGAACCAUGUACUGUACCGGGGCACCACAUAUUAUCGCUCUUUCUUUGUUAAAAUAAUGCCCACUCGUUAUGCCAAUUAUCUAAUCUACAUGGUGGAAGUCAAUGCUAACGAAAUGCAAAGUCUUGAACAUGACAUCCUGUCCAAGUAAUUGGAUUGGGAGUGCCUACCUCUUUAUCGACUCAGAUUGUACCUGCCUACCUGAGCAGUAUGACCAGAACAAAUCCACAAUGUACAGUGUGCUCAGGAACAUCAUUUCAGAUUUCUCUGGAGGAUCUCCAAACUGUAUUGAAAUCCUCAAAAUACAUAAAAGUGACCGACAACUGAUCCUUUAUCUGAAAUUCUGUGGAAAAUCUGCCUGCGAGAGAUUUCUUCAGGGUUACAGAGAGAAGAGGAUUCAUCAGCACAUGCAAAAUAAACUCAGUCAAUGCUUAGCCAAGGAGUCUCUCCAAGUGAGUCUGGAGCUCAGAGUGGACACUCAGAAGCUUGACACCCAACUGGAUGAAGAAGAGAAAUGCCUGCUGUAUAUUUCCUCUUUGAAGCCCACUUAUCAGAAGGAUGAUGAGCUUGCAGACCUGGACAGACUCUUUAUGAAUGUCUCAUUAGAGACAUCCCCGCUUCCAGUUAACAGCAACAUGCCUUCUUCCUCGCUUCCUCCAGAAUCCAGACUGGAAUCUCCACCACACACUCUUCGCUCAAACUCCUCUGAAGGAAACACUUUCCAAUUCCAGGGUCAAGAUUUUAUUGACAGGCCUCUGACCACUGAACAUCACCAGCUCUUUGCCAAGUUUGUAGGAACAUCUUGGAAAAAGGUGGGCAGGACAUUGAAGGAGACUUGCCGUGCUUUAGAAGACCCAGCCAUAGAAACCCUGGCAUAUGAAUAUGGUAGAGAAAGCCUGUAUGAACAAGCCUAUCAGAUGCUCCAGCGUUUCAUUGAUUGUGAAGGAAAGAAAGGCACAUUACAGAGACUUGUAGAUGCCCUCGUAAAAAAUGAACUGACUGGAAUCGCUGAGAAACUGCUACCAAUACAAGAAAAUGGAUUGAACUAGGACACUGGGAACAGAUCGAGGGAAAGUUUUAUGUGUAAUGUUUAUUCACUAUAUGCUAUACCUACAAAUGAAUCAGACUUAGUGCUAUAGAGUCAGGCUCUGGGCAUCAGCUAUACCUCCACCAGUGUUCAAAAGGCUUAGGCUGCGGUUCAGGACCAUUGUCAUUAAUGGAAGUAAUGAACGUCAACUCAUAUCAGGUUUAUUUAUCUAGACCCUUUUACCAAUCUCAAACAACAACUUUGCACAAUCUUUAUUUGCAUUGCACAAAAACAUUUAGGUGAUGACUAUGAUGUUGUUACCUGCUUUUAUUAUCUGUGCUGUUAUAUUAGAAAGAAACACACCUUAGUGCCUCUACAGUCUCUAGAAACAUUCUGUUUACCACUGGGUUUUAAAAAUGGACCCAUGCUAUAUUUUUCUACCUCUGACGCAAGACCCCAAAGGUGCCUUAGAUAGUUCCAUGAGACACUUCUACCUGUUUAAUACCACAAAAUAGACCAGCAAUACAUAUACAUAUUAAAUCAUAAGGAUCUGUUUACCCCUUUUACCUUGACAACUAUUGUAAUUAACUAGGUUGAGCGUCACAUUGAGUCCAAAGUCCCACUCAUACUUUCUAUGAUUGCAUUUACACCUUAUAGAUAACAUGCGAUCUUAUGCAUCUCAUUUCUAAAAUUGAAGUGCUCAGAGAGCUUCCACCUAGUUAUCCUUUCAUCAGUGUGCCAAUGUUUCCAAUGCAUUAUAAUGAAUGCCCCAGUAAUUGUGGUCCACUGGAUUUGCGAACAUGGCUCUUUCCAUGCCAUCUAGUAGAAUGUAGAAAGCUGUGCUAUUUCCUUUCUAAGCAUUUACAAUGCUAGGGCUGUAUAUGUUAUGAAAGUCUGCAUUGGAAAUGGAGAAAUAGAAUUACAUGCUCUCCAAGAAGAUAAGUAAAUAAAAAUUAUCUCAUAUGAACAUGACAUAAAAAUUUCACCAAGCUCCAUAUGAAUUUGCAGUCAUAUAAAUGGGCAACAAGGUCAAUGAAAUACUUUGGAUACAAAUAAGAAAGCAGGCGCUCAGGAUCCCAAAGGAAGUGGUCAUAAAGGUCAUAAAGUAGGCCAUAAAGUCAUAAAGUAGCAAAGUGCAGCAACUUUAUUUGAUGUACAGCAAUAGAACAAUGACGCGUUUCAGGGUGAAACUACCCCUUCAUCAGAUUGACUGUAGUACAUACACAGCAUAAAACAUGUGGGGUUUAAAUAGGCAUGAUAAUUGUCAAACAAGAUGGUGCAAAGGUGAGAGGUCAUCAUCCACAUAGCGAAAUGAUUGUACUAAAAAACACUUAUAAAAAUCAUUUAUAGGGAAUAGGGAGGGAAAUACAAUGUACAUUGUAUACAAGAACACUGAAUGAGCAGUGAAAUACUUUGAGCAAUGAAAUACUUUGAGCACUUUGGGUAUCCUAUUACACUGUGUUGUGUCUAGUGUAGGGCCAAGUGUCUAGACAGAGAUACCCUCAUUGUUAUUAACACCUCUCCCAUGUACUGCCUCCCUGGAGUGUUCCCUUAAUAUGGACAACUUUUGAAAACUGUAAUAGUUUGAUUUGGCUUAGCUGGCUGGUUGUGUUAUCAAUAAAAGCCAUGACACUAGUGUGAACAGAGCCUUUGCUACAUUCCUAUAAAUUUUAGGGCAGCCCAGAAAAUGUCUCUACCCUGUGUAUCUGAUGAAUCGACAUUAAGCCUAAGAAAUGUUCUACAUGAAUUUAUAAUGCCCAUGUACACAAUCUAAUGGAAGACCUAAUAGUACACAUUACUUCGAUUUUUGUGUUGUUUAGAGAAAAUACAUGAAAGUUUGUUAUAAAAUGUAUAUUUGUUGUUAGGUAGAAUCUUGCCUCUAGGGGGCACUGUGUGUUGUAAUGAUUUUCCAAACAGGAAAGAAAGCUUCAUUUAGUAGAAUAAAAACAGAAUGGAGCUAAAAUGUUCUGUACUUUUAAUAUAUUGGCCCUCAUUUACUAAGAGUGUUGUGUAGGUUUCUUUGUGGGUUUUAAUUCCCUACAAUUUAUUUUCCACAGUAUUUACUAAGGUUUCCCUACAUUUUCCACUUUCCGUACACUUUGCUUUUUUUUACACAUGCUCUGAUCUGUCUGGUUUUCCUCAGCUCAAAUCCACCACAUUUUAUGUGGAAACCUUUGUAAAUAUGUUGGGUUUUGGUGAAAAUGUCGGGAACACGCCCCUUUUCAUAGACCACGCCCCUUUCCCAGCAGCCACGCCCCUUUUUCAGGUUUUCUAACCAAAAUGGAGAGUUAGACAGAAUUUCUGGCGCAAUGAGACAGAAUCUGGCGCACAACCCGACAAAACAUGUCGGGUUUGCAAUAGUAAAUGAGGGCCAUUAUGUUUUAACUUUGUAUUAUGGCACAAUCACCACAUUUUUAUUAAUAGGAAAGAAUGUGAAGAAGGUAUUACCUAGACUUAUGUACAAAGCAAUAUAAAAUGCUGUUGCCUAAGGUUCUACGUACCAUGAAAGCCAUACAGCCAUACAUUUACCAAAUGGGUGGUGAGAAACUAAGGUGAGUUAGAAAAG